Messenger RNA from Caenorhabditis auriculariae, 12298 nucleotides. Lineage: Eukaryota; Metazoa; Nematoda; Chromadorea; Rhabditida; Rhabditidae. The record is from the annotation of a GenBank genome assembly.
AUGCCUCGAUUUCGAGUUGAGGACGUGGAUGAAUCAGCUGCAUAUCCAGUAGCUUCAGCAGCGGAGGUCUCUAGCUCACCAAGGUCGGAACCCUAUGAGAUGGCAGAUAGCGCAAGGGGCUCAGAACAAAAUGUAAGCUAUCUUCCUUGAUUCUUCAGUUUUCUCUUGUUUUAUUCUUUUUUUUUUUAUUCUUUGUAUAUAGCCGAUUCACGGCUAACUUGGGACGCAGAGGGGGCGUGGCGUGUCUGCGUUCUCCACCCACUACGCACUAUCUCUUUUAUUAUCGUGUCUGGAAAAUUUUUUUGAUGGCUUAACCCAUCGAAAAAAGGUCUAACCACGACGAAAAAAAGACAUUGUCGGUUGGUGAAGAGGUCAGAAGAGCCAAGCCUUUUCGAGUUUCAAAGACAACCGUGUUCACGGUUGUCUUUGAAAGGCUCACCUGAGUAGGCGUAAGCCUUUUUUGGUUUAUUUUCGUCUUUUUUAGCUAAGAAGAAUUUAGCUAAAACAACUUUAGAAAAAUGAAGAAAAGCGGAGGACGAGACGGGAUUCCAUCAAAGAGCAUUUGAUGAAGUUCAAAAAAACAAAACUUCUACCAAUUUGAAAGAAGAACAAAAAAAGAAGCUACGGUGAGAAAUAAAUGAAAUUUUUUUAUUUAAAAAUUAAUCAGAUUCCUACAGUGGAACCACUCACCGUCAAAGGAGAUGCAAGUUUGAUUUCUACAGAUGGAUCGAGGUCGGGUUUGGAAGUUUUUUUUCUCAAAUAAUGCCGUGUUCAAAGUGAUUCCGCGAAAUUCAAAAUAGCCGUCAGAGAAAGAGAAAGAUAACUAAAUUUUGGAGGGUCAGAGACUAUUUUGCAUUUCGCGGAAAUCACUUUGAACACGGCAUAAAGGCCGCCGCAAGAGUUCAACAUUUACACUCGGGAAAGACAGUUACAAACCAGAGUAUAGAAAUGUGAACCGCCAUUUUACGCGACAUCAUCUUUCUAUUGGACUUCAAUGCCUCGGGAAAUUACUAUCUUUUCAGUCCAACUCUUUCGGCGACGCGCGUGUCAACUGGUGAAGCGACCCGAACGGUUGUGAUGCGAGAGAGGCUUCGAAAGAGUGCUCAACAGUCAAUAGAACGCACUAGGUUUGAGAAACUUUUCGAAAUACUAACUAGAGAGUUCCUUUCAAUCAAAGAUUUGGUAACAACCGAAAGUUCGCUCGAAUUUUAAGUUGGCUUGGAAAUCAUGAAAAUGGGCAAGUAAAUAGCUAGAUUAGUCCAGGAGGAUUAGUUGCUUACUAAAAUUCACCAAAUUAACGAGUAGAAAUGAUUUUUAAGCUCAGGGAGGUAGUGAUGACUUUAGUUCAAAAAGCCUUAGGUGAAAGGGUUGUUAGACUCAAAGGCAUGUAAAGAAUACGUUAGCUAAUCAAAAAUUAUCACCUGGUAGGUCUUGACUUUGAAAUCUCUAAAGAGUCUUUGAAAAUUUUUUGAGAAAACCGCUUUUAUAUAAACUGAGCUCAAAAAAAGUUAAUUUAUUCAGUUUAGUUCGGACGAUACGGUUUGAAAAGAAAAUUUAAAAAAAAUCGUGGACAUGUCGCAACUAUAAUCUUUCCGUUUCAAGAGGAAAUGUGCAACUGAACAAACGACUCGCACGGAGGCCUACGGUGGUGGCUGAAGAAAACAUAACGGAGCUAGAUCUUGAAGGCGUCGAUGGUGAAAUCGAGCAGUCGAUUAGGGUUCGAGAUAUUUUCAUCUAUAUUUCUUUUUUUGGGAAAUUUCUAAAAAUUUCUGACUGCUUCGAAUUCGUUUUGGUAGCGAUUCCAUCAAAAUUGUCUUUUUUCGCAGAUGGCGUCGAAGUUUGUCACAACCGUUGACGAAAAAAACGACACGGUUGAAGGUUUAUAUGAGAAUAAUCCUAUGGCGAGUCGUCCUGAAGCCAUCCGUCGCAGGCAUUUAGAUUUCAAAGCUCCUUUGCAAAUCGAUGAUCAGACGGAGACCCUCGUCAAAAAUGUUGACAGGUAAACUUCUAUUCAGACAGGAAUCAUUUUUUGGUAAGACUAAGUUGUCGUAUGUAAAAAGAAUAUGAACGGUCAACCGAAAAAGGAAAAAAAAACCUUUUUUUUUACGAACUCCGAUACUUAACUCAUCGCGUAUCCUAUUUAUUGACUGGGUAUGUGGAUACCUCGAUUGACCUUUUUUAACGUUUGAGAAGCGAAUUCGAGCUUUUUUAUUAUUUUGAAUAAAUUCCGUAAACAGGUUUACUAUUCUCUAGCUUGCGACCCAUUUAACUUUAAAAAUAAUUAAAACCCUCGAACGGCAACAUGAGUUUAUUGGCAACGGUGAAGUGCUGCGUACGCGAAGCGGCUUUUUAUAGUUUCGUGAGAAAUUUAUUUGGACGGAAAAAUAUCAAAAUAUAGAAAAUGUUGUUUUCCACACUUUUUCCACGAUCUCGAACUUUCUGCUAAAAGUCGCGUCGCGUACGCAACACGUCACCGCUGUCAACCUACUCAUCUCGAUUUUCAUGUCGGAAAAGAUUGAUUAUAUCUUCAUAAUAAUGUCUUAAGAAGCUGUACGGCCACGGGUUCCAUAAAAGUGUAUAUCAAUAAGAAUAAAAUAAAGUUAUUCUUAGAAGCUUUCGUGCUCGUUUUUUUUUUUUGGCUUUUCAUAAAUUUUCUCGUUCAUCGAAAUUAAUUUGGCUAACCUUCAAGUUCAGAAGAUUACUCGGUGGUGGCGAUGUGGUUCGAAUCCCCGAGAAGCAAGUGCCGACACGCAAGUCCGAUGUAAACUUUUUUGAAAAAUUCAAAGCUUGAAAUAAUCUUCAUGAUCGUCUUUAUUGCAAAGUCCAUUCGACCAGACUUGUAACGAUAUCAAUGGUGAACCGAGGUAUUCACACGGUCAUUCAAUAAAUAGGUUACGCUAUAAGAUAGCUAUCGAUAAGCUACCCUGCAGCAUACUUCUAAAGCUUCUCCGGCCCUCGCUAAUCCACAACGCACAGGGAUAGUAUCGGAGUGCAUCCAAAUAUUAUUGAAAUAGCAAAAACUUGGUAUCUGAAUGCUGUUUAUUGAUUGACCGUAGCAAAUUCUGAUUGAAGUAGCUGAUUUUUUGGAUACGCUGUUUGACCAGUGAUCGACAAUAGGCUUCAAUUUACUAAAAUUUAUGGAAAAUUCUCUCAAAGUUCUCAAGUGAUCACUAUUCAGAUUGUUGGCAAAGAUAAUGAAAGAAUGCACUACCGGAACGCAGAAAGUUUCGAGGACGCUUCAAACAAAAUCAGGUUAUUCAAAAUUAUUUAUUUUCGCCCCACAGUUCCAUUAUUCGUUUAAGAAGAAAAAACUACGUUCAAAUGGACGUAUUCGUCGAUUCCAUUCAUUUUGAUCAUCAUUAUUUAUGGAGUCAAGAGGUAGGAUGCUGCGUUUAUAUAAAUUUCGACGGAGUGAAAUUCUCAGAAACGUUAGAGUGACCCCUAAACCAGAACCUUAGGGUCCCUUAAACGUCUCAGAAUUUUUUUUUACCGUUCUUCGCCACUCGCUUAUAAGUAGAUGAAAACGAAAAGUCAGAGAGAUCAUUUUGAGCUCUCGAACCACGAAUAACAGGCGCUCCCCGGACAUUUCUGAAACAGCAAGUGCGAAAGGUGGUUGGUUGAGAAUUUGAUGAAACUUGGUGUAGGUGCUAAGACUUCUAACAACGCUAAAGUUUUUGCUAGAAACCCUCUGGAACAUCCGGGGCACGUCCGGUCUGCGUUACCGAGGUCAACAUCACAUUUCGAUUUUUGGACGACAGUUUCCAAUCACUCGGAAUAAUUUUUUCUUCUUCGCAUCACAAAUAUCUCAUUUAUAAUUGAUUCAGAGGCGGUGACAGCUAUAAUAAGAAUUUUUGCAGAACCCUGAGUUUCAGUGGUUUCACCUUGUCUUUUAAUCAUAAAUGGAUGUGGCGCUUCAGAUCAAAUUUUCAGGAUCUCGCAGUGAGUCACCUUCGCGAUGUCUAUUUUGGCCAACUUUUGAAGUUCCACCAGUUAGCUGGACUUGAAGAGAAAGAGUGGGUAAAACUUUUCGAAUCUGAGAAUCCAAAACUGUGUCGAAGACGAUAUGAAUUGCUAAAAUGUAGCCUCUGCGACUUUCACAGACAUUUCCCUUGUUAGAGGGCGGCUCUUCUCUCCGACACAGCUCCUUUGAAGAUACCCAACCGUCCAGUAUAUUUUCCUUCGCAAAAGAUGAAUUUUAGAGACCCUUCAAGGACUUCGUUGAUCAACAGCUUGCGUUCCGGACACGAAGAGUUGAAAGAAGCCGCCGAAAAUUUGUUCCGCGUUCGUGAGACCCAAGGCUUUGUCACAACUAAUAUUAUCUACAAAGAGAAAGAAUUGUUAGGAAAAAGCUUUUUGUCGACAAAGGACAUUCCUAUUUAGAGAUGGCGAAGAUCUCGAAGACUGGAUGAGAAUGGGGACUAUCACAGGAAACGGCAUUGCUCCGACCAACUCAAAAGUUCCGAGACAAGAAAAGGAAAGAUUGAACAAGCUUAAAAAGGUUAGUAUCUAACAAAUGAACUGAGAAAGAAAGUCUAAAAAAGAGACGAAGAAAAAUAAACCGGCGAAAAACUGAGAAGCUGCGACAAAUUUGCCAAUCGUUUGUAGACACGCACUCCAUCGAUAACGUAGCCAAUGACUGGUUUAGGAUAUUAGGUAGCUUUUCUUUUUUAUAGCCCUUUUUUAUCAAUUUUUGUUUUCAUUACUUCGUUCUGCUUGUUUUAAAACAGAGAACAGUUUUUUUAUUUCUGUACAGCAUAAAGACGGAAAUGAGUAAACUAAAUAAUUUCAACUUUUUUUUUCGUGUGUGAGUCUGACAAGGAAGGUCCUUUUACUUUGCGUCUGGGAAUUUCCUGAAAAUUGGCCAGAACACUUCUUGUUGUACUAGAAAAAGAUCCUGGAAGCCUCAACCUGCAAAACUUUCUAUUGUUUGAGAAAGGACGCCUCAAAUUCAAAGAAAACACUAAAAAUCCGUUAAAAUAGGCCAUUUUGAAGCUUCGAGCCCUUAUUUCUCGAAUACUAGAAAUUUUUGCAGGUUGAGACUUUCAGAUUCUUCUUCUGACACUAACCGCAAAGUAAAAUGACCUCCCCAGUGAAAUGGUCUUUUCACCUUAUUUUUCAGACGUUCAUUCGAUUGACUCUUUUUUUCAACGGGAUCGAAGUGAGCAAAACGCCGUGGGCCCCUGUUUCGCCGUACAUUGCAACAUUUAUGCGUCGAUUUGAGCUCGAGGUCUCGUGGGCGAUUCGACAAGAACCUUCAUUCCGCGAACAUUUUGAACAUUUUGUUGAAAGUUUUUUCAUGAAAGUGUAAACUGUCGAAAAGUCGUCGAACGAAAAAAAAACAGAAAUGACGUGUAAUGGAUGUUCAAAAGGUGUUUUCAGCUCUUUUCGCCAGUUCAGUCCUUGAGUUUUAUUGUGUCGGAACGGCAAGGCUUGCGGGAACGAGUUAUUGCAAAUGUUGGUUCAAUUUUUUUCUUCCCUUCAAAGAAAAUUUUUAUCCGGAAAUCUCAGAAAAGUAUAUUUAGGUUGACAUUCCUACGUCUAACAACACUACAGGAGAGGAUAUUUCGGCGUUGCAUGAAGUCGAGUUUGUUUCUACGGCCGACAUGCCCAAGUAUGGUUUAUUCAACGUCAAAUCUUGAAAGUGCGCUAUUGCAAAACUUGUCUCUCUGACGAAAUUUCACGUCGUGACUUUGAAGGUGUAACUCUAAUGCUCCAAGUAUUCAAACCACUCGUACCUUUCAUUUCUGUUUCCGAAAGUGUUUUUGCAGAGUUGGUACAAGCCUGGGAAGCGUUGAAAAUUGUUCGAUCAGCGCGCGGCUUUUGUGCAGAGCCAUCCAGGUUCAGGGCAAAGAGGCCGAAUUUAGGGCGCUUGAACACGAAAAGAAGGUUGAAACCUUUUUGAAAGUCGACAAGUUUCUUUCUGAUUUCAGAAACAUUCCAACCGAUUUCAAGUGUUUGCUCCGGAAACACGCCUCACUUCUGCAACUGUCCACAGGAUCACCGCUAAAAAAAAGUGCUUAUUUUGAAGAACCUAUUAAUGAAGCAUUUCCCACAUAUUUGGUUUGUUUGAGAAAAGCUAAAUAGAAACGCGGAGAGUUUUGAAAAUUGCCAAAGUUUGUUCAAAAACUAGCAAACGAGAUAAUAUGAGCCCUCUUCUAAGAUACGAUAGGAAUUCGGUAGAGAAAGGUUCACUUGAGCCGGCAGUUAGCCCGAUAAUGGAUUUUUCUCACUUGUAUGAAACAGUUGACCGCAAUCGUCUGUUCGGUGAAAACAUGACGCAUCUGACUUCAACGGUUUCAGAGAAAAGCGCCUCCAAGAUGAGAAUCGUCUUUCUAGGCCGUCAUAUCGUUGCGCCAUCGAUAACCAACGAAUGGCGGCCGUAGCAUAUGCGGCAAUUAUGAGGUCAUUUUUCUUUUGUGAGAGAGAGAAAAAUAUUCGUAAAUUGUCGCUUUGACCAAAUUAGGGUUUUCAUAAGUGUUACAUUCCGUUCGUGUGUGCGACAUAGGUUUACGAUUUAGUUCAGACGCUAAAUAUUGUAGUAGGUGUAUUUUCCUCUACGUUGGAGAAAUUUCGUUUUCUGUCGGUUUGGUAGAGAUGAAAAAAGUCAAAACUUCUAGUUUUGCUUUUUGGCAAAGUUUUCCGAACAGGCUGCUUUAAAAUCAUCUUUUUGUAAACUGCUGGACCAGGAACAUCGUUCUUUGCAGAGAUAGGGUGAUGAACAGACGCCAGAAACGGGAAAGAAAGUAUGAGGAGGUGGUUCUCGAGCAAGAGAUCCCUUCGAUAAGUGCGGCUCUCACUCAUAUUUUCUCGCCCGCCGAUGUGUCCAGAAAGCUGAAGCCGAUGAGAACGGAGGCCAAGCAACAGCCUAAUCACGAAUCGAUGCUCCUGCAAAUUUUCGUCAAUGUACAAUCGGCAACGAAUUUGCCGACGAGGACCGCUGGAAAUUUACAAUCAUUUGUGGAAGUCUGGUUUCAGGUGGGAGUUUUAUAGUUUGAAUGUACAUAUCCGACAACAAAUCUUGUUCGAGAACCUGAAAACGUCUUAACACCAAUUUUCAAAGAGCUGUGGCCUAGGAACUUUUCGCAUUCUUUUUUUUUAUCAACUGUAAACGUCAUCUCUUUUUUGAAUUGUGAAGAUUUGAUGGCACUGUAGAAGAAACGGACCGUUAGUGUCAGGUAUUCAGGGAAAAAGUCUGAGAACAAGCGUAGGUUCUGGCCGCCACCCGAACUGGCAGUUUAGUGGAAUUUUGACGGGAGAGUCGGCAACACCUUCCGUCAUCGAGUUCCGUGUUUACGAUGAGGUUUCGUUUCUCCUCACUUUUUCGAACAAUAAUGGAAGAGGUUUCAAUAGGUUGUGGAAAGAAUCGGAGACGAUUCAAGGAUUAAAAACGUCAUUCACGAACAACUCGUUCAUCGACUCGUUGCCAAGGCGGAACUUUGUCUGAGUAAUCUUUCGAGAAAGGGAAAGAUUGAUUGCAAUCUUCGACUUUCCCUUCCCUCCUUCCACACUUCAUACAGGUAUCACGUUGAAAGUUUAAUUUCAUUUGGCCCUUAACGCAUGUUCCUCGAGAUUCACAAAAACCAUUGGUACAAAAAUUCCAUAAUUGUUCCUGAGAACACUUCUCACUAUUACAGAUACUACACAAACUUCUGAGUAGUUAGAACUAGGUUUUAUUAAGCUCCGCCCACUUUCAGGCUGACUGAAAAAAAUACGGUAAAAAUCAAAAUGUUUUUCUCCAAUGGGACGAAUCGGUCCAAGCCAAUUUCAUUACAAGAUAAGUUUUUAUAUGAAAAUUUUACGUUUUUCUAUGGUACCUCGGGUAUACCUCUUAGGUUUUUCGAGCAAAAGGAGAUAGACUUGAGGGAGACUCUAAAAUACCUCCGAGAUGGCUCAGAUAUAGCUAAAAGAUAUGCUUGAUGUAUCACUAUGGACUUUUGGGGUCUUCACGAUUCAUUUUGAAAGAUAUCUUCGUGGACGCAUUAUGAUCCCCUCCCGAUUCGUCUUUGAAAGAAAUUGAAGUAUUUGGACCACGUUCAUGGUCUAGACCUUCAGAUUCCUCAGCAAUGGUGAAAUUAUGGCUCACUUCUAUUAUAGAGCUGAUGAGCGAGGUCUUGGCUACCAUGCCCUGGGCUACAUACCUAAUCCUCCUUCUCAAAGAUACAUUUCAAAAGCUACAUACGUGACCAAUCACCUUUGACCAUAACGCAUGAAAUUCGCAAAAAAAGAUGUUUCAGUUACUCUAAUGAUUCGAGCUUCCUCAAAUUACUGCUCACCAUACCCGCACAUAACCGAUCGACGUUCAAUAUGGAAUCGUUUGCCACAUCAUCCCUCGAGUCGCCUAAGGUAUUACUCCAUCUGGUGGCCGCGUGGUUCCAGAUUUCCCCCGCAGUAAAUGAACUUCACAUCUUUUGUAAUGAUUCUUCAUAUUGAUGAAUAACUGCGCAAAACGCAACAAAAUCAGGUCUUGUAAAACACUCAGGGGCAUAAAUAUUGCACGGCCUUUAAAAUUCCGUUAUGCCGUGUUCAAAGUGAUUCCGCGAAAUUCAAAAUAGCUGUCAGAGAAAGAGAAAGAUAACUAAAGUUUGGAGGGUCAGAGACCAUUUUGCAUUUCGCGGAAAUUACUUUGAACACGGCAUUACUUUCAAGUGGAACGGGUUCAGACAAGAUUGUUUGAAUUUUUUUAUCGGCAAAGUAUCCAAGUUAGCAAAUAUAAUUCAACUUUCGCUCCGACUUUCAUUGACCUCACUGAGCGCCUUGACUCUCUCGAAAAAAUAUUCGACCCUUGGACACAUAUCGAUCUUGUCAUCCAUUCUUGAUGAUGGAGACCAUCAGCAGGUCCCGGUUAAAAUAGAGUUUUGUCCAGGCCUUUGACUUUAAAUAUAAAUAUGCAGAAUUGUCAAGGGAUUCGAAUCUGGUGAGUAGCAGGUCCAUUCCUUGACCGUUUUUAAAUCGAGCAGAUUGGACUCGCACUAGUCUUGCUCAGCUCGGGGCUUGCAGCUUGACCUAAAAUUUUGGUGGAAGAACCAGCGACGGUUCGCAAAGUGGAAAAAAAAAGAACAGAUUGAAAUUAUAUUGGCAAAAAAGAAAGUUGGAAUGAUCGAAAAUUCCGUGCAAUAUUUAUGCCCACCCCUGUAUUUUGCAUUUAACAUAUUUUGGUUUCAAUUCAAGUUUAAAUGGUUGACAUGAAAUUUAUUGAAUAAAAACGCCGAAUUUCUUAUUGAGUGCUGACAGUAUUUGGGUUUUCAAUACUUAAUAUUAACCACAAUCGAGAAUUCUACGCAUUUCCGACACUCAAACAACUCAGAACUAAAAAAAAUUUCAAAUUUUUAAAAAAGACCCCUUCAAAAAAGCGAUCGAGCAGACCGACUUUUCCAGCAUUCCCAUUACAAAGGCCGUCAAUACCUCUUUUCGGGUAUUCCUGAAUUAAAGUUAACGAUACCUGCCCGAGGUUAAUUUUGUAUCUUUUUUUUUCAAUCAAAUUUUUCGUCAGGAACUUUCUCCUCCUAGAUAGAUUUGUGUACUUUCCCAUUUACGUCUGAAACUUUCUGUUUUUUUUUUUUGAAUUUCGUUCAGACUCUCUCACAAUGUGAUGCUUGGCAAAAAGAGCUCCGAGAGCGUUUUCCUCUGCGAUCCUAUCGUUCUUUGGUUGUCGAUGCAAACGCGAAGUCGCUCCUGCCAACAAGGUUGCUCGAAAAAAAUUAUCACGAGUUGAAACACUUUCUCCAAGAUUCAUACGGACCAUUGAUCCUCCGUCAGAAGUGACAAGGCUUGGCAAAUGGGAAGGCGUUCGGAAAGCAGCAGAAAUCGUAGCGAAUAUCCCCGGCAUCGACGACGCUCCAGAGCAGCACGACAUUUGGACGACUGUUGAUCAGGUAGGAUUCGAAAAAUGGAGUGAGUUGUAGUCGUUUGUUCUCGACAUUAAGUCAGAAACAGCUUAGUGGGUCUGUCCAAUGACCCUUUGGGUAAAACCAACGUGUGAUACCUGACAAAUCAGCAAACACAAUAGUGGUUAGACCAGAAAACAAAAAUGUCCACAAGCAAAAUGGAGCGUUUCAAUUAAUCUUGGCCUCUGCAAACACGUUCACAGUCUUUUUUGAAUCGUUUGUUUGAUCUAAAAUCAAAACUUUCAUGUAACUUUCAAGUUCAACCAAGUAAUUUAUUUUGUUGUUUUAGUCAGAUGUAACCGACUAGGCGGUGAACAAGAACUGUUUAAGCUAUAACGAACAAUCGCUUUUGGCGAACUAGAAGGCCAAACGUGUACUUGAUAAAGUUGAAAGCAUGAUCUGACCGUCUUUCGCCUCCUUUUCUGGGCGUAGUCCAUCCAGUUGCGCCUUGACGAGCUCAGAAUGUAGCGGAUGUUGUGCUGGAUACCGUGCUCUAGGUGGAAGCCUCGAAAUGUGAGCGACCAUUUCGAGUGAAGACUUCACACGGAAGUUGAAUUAUUUUUGCAUAUAAAAUGCUAUCAUGUACUCUCAAAAUUUGCUUUUAGCAAACGUCGUUUUUGAUCGGCUCUUGACCAGCCAAAAACACGAGAUUAAUAGUUUGUUAGAGAAUUAGUUUAAUGGCUUUUGAGCUUUCGCUUAGGGAUAAUCUCUCUGAGAAAUGCUGAAAACUUAUUACUUCAUUUUAUUGCAAAACUCGCAAAUCACCUCCCGUUUACUAGAAUUUUCAAGAUCACAACACUAGCGGUUUGCGGAUUGGAGGAAAGGGCGGUUCUUCUUUGCUGUUGGCUCCGUUCAAUGCAGGUCCAAUGCGCAGUCCUAUUGGGUAAUUUUUUGCAUGAAAUUGGUAGAAACAACGAAAAUUGUCUUGUUGUUAUUAAAAAGAUUGAGAGGAAGUAGAAAAAGUUGUAUGUAUGGAACAUGGGAUGCCUCUGCAGUCUAUGACUUUGAAAUUGAAAAAUUAAGUGAGAUUGAUAAAUAGAGAAGUUCAAAGGCUGUCGUCACGAGCAAUCCUACACUUAUUUGAACAACAACAGGAAAAUUGAAUUUUAGGCGACACAGAAAGGGCGGGAUCUGCAUCUGUGCUAGCUGUUUUGGACGAAACGGAAUCAGUGAUAGACGUUGAAAACGGCUUCAUUUACUCUACCAAGGAUGCCAACUGUCCCAUGCUGGCCGUCUAUACAGCUUUCGAUGAUCGCAACGUUUACGCCAACAUCCAGAGCUCUGUCCAUCCGUCUCAGAUUCAAUUCAUGUUCUCGGUAUCAACUUGUUCUCUUUGUUUCACUCCGCUCACUUGUUGCAAGUAUUUUGCUAAGACACGGCCAAAAAGCACAAAGCUUGAGGUUUUGGCAAUUUUAUUUUGUUUUUUUUUGGUGUAAAAAUACUGCAGUGUUCUCUAAAAACUGGAACCUUGUUCCCAGGAAUAUUCCAUCAAGACUCGUUCUCGCUUUCGUUUCACUCUGCGCCCUCUUUCCCCCAGCUUAGCAAAUUUUUUUUCAGCGCGAGUCCCAGUGGAAGCCCCUACUUCCCAGUAAUGAUCUUCUACAGUCUGUGCAACCUGGCAGCGUUCUUUACACAACAGUUGAGCUCAACAGAACCAAUGAAUUUUUCUUUCUUUUUUGUUAGGUGUCCGAAGAUUGGCUAGUCGAGUUGAGAAGUUUGAUAGAGCGUGAAGUCAAACUUUGUUUCGACGAUUCGCGUCCUCAAGGCAUCCCACAGUGGAAUCUUGCUGUUUCGAGGUGAAUGGUGACCAAAUGCUCCCAUUACAGAGAGUACGAUUCAGACAACUACGCGAAAUUUUAACGGAGGUGAACGACAAACGUAUCGUUGAGAGAAGCUUCAUAGAUGAGAAAAUGACGCGAGUCCGAGAUUCCUACAACGUUUUGGCAAACGCUUUCCGGAUACCUUACAGGUCGAUUGACGUGAGACGAAACUCGAGUUCCUGAAUAAACUUAAGACUUUUCUUUAGAAGUGUGUAGAAGAGGUUCUCGCGCUGCGAUUGCACGAGACACGCGAGGAGAAUGUUCAAUUUUCCUUUGCUGUACACUUACACAACUUUUUUUCCCAUGUCAUAACCAUUCACAUUGCUAUCGCUGUGUUAUAUCCGAAAAAAAAUGAAUAAUUUACUGUACAUUUCUUUUCAACAUGUGUAUUUUUCCACGUGAGUUAGCACAAGUCUUAUCGAACUCGAGGAGUUUAAGGAAAUGAUAUUUAUAUCAAGAGAACAGACAUGGAUGGCAUUCAAGAAAGCGGAACAGCAUGAGAAUUGCUCGAAAAUGCUCGGAAAUAAGUUAGGUAAGAUUCGAAAGCAUCGAUUAAAAUUUUUUUUAAAAGUUGAAGAAGGUAAAGCGCUAUAG